UCGUUGCAGAAGGCUUGAGCUAGUAAACAAACAGUAGAAACGUAUUACACUUAUGGUGCGCGAAGAUACAGCAUGCGGAACACUGAUACAAAUCGCUCAGAUUUCUGCAGUGUUUUCCGUUUUUUUCUCAGCAUGAGCAAAUACAGGGUUUCAUAAUGCUCAUGUGGUUUUCCGUGCUAUAACUGUUAAUCUGCACAGUGCGGUGUGCACCAUUCGAAACAGAGGAUGCAUCCAGAUAUUAUAACUGCACGGCACUGGAGGAAUCAUGUAUGGAGUAUGGGAAUUCUUCCGGAGUAUGGAGUAUGGAAUAUUCUUCCGGCGGGGGCGUUUUGUUUUACCUUGGCCCCUAACCGCCCAAGAUAUCAGUCGAUACAACCAACCCCUUGGCAAAAGAGUACUGCCGGGGAGUGAAUUAACAUGAUAACUGCAACAUUAUCGCGCACAUCAGAAAUUGACAACGGCACAAUCGCUAAUGAGGUGUGAUUUCGGCUCCAUUGUGUCAUUUGAGAUGAGACGCUUCGCAAGGUUAAGCAUAUGCGUCUAUGGGAAAAACACCCGUGCAGUCGACCUUUCAACGUGUAUACACUCUUCUACUGGUUUUUUCUAAGUACAAUCAAAGAGAAGUUAUUCACCACAAAAUUAGUACAAAAUUAAACUAAUCUUAACAAUUUUAGCUAUACCAGCAAAAUAUUGCAUUCGGUUUUAUGCAAAAGUAAAUUAUGUCCCAAGUUACAGCUCUUGCCAUAUACACGUAGCCAGGGCGGCGACUUCGCUGUACUUGCAUGGCUUUCAAUUUACUCUUGUACAGAACUUGUGAAGUGUGAGCGCCGUUUACUUGUUGUUACUCGAUUGUGAAAAGCGAUUUAUGACAAGUUUUUAGCAACGACUUACAGAGUAUGUGUUACAUAUAGCACUUUUCUACAAUUUAUUAUUACCCAUUUUUUAACUUUUACACAAAAAUGAACUAGUGUAAUUUUGAAAAGUUUAAGCGGAUCGUGGGAGUGUUGCAGAGCAGUAACGUUUAAAUUACAAAAACUAUAACAGAUAUAACUAAAAGUAGUAACUAGCAUCAACGACUGGCACUAAUUUUAUAUAUAAUAUCCUGAAGAUAUUUCAGACACCGUAUGCCCGCCCUAUGAGAUCCAAACUAAACUUUUAUUUGACGCGCGUUUUUUUAGAAAAUCUCAGUCAUUAAUGAUUAAUCGCAUUUGCUGAUAGAACCAUUCCAUAAUCUAAAACCAUUCACUACUGGGAUAUGAUUACCGUUUAUAUUCACUUUCAAAUUCUGCAUAGCCCCACACAACUACAGAGUACAGAUAUACUGUAACUCCAACAUUGAACUCCCAAACAGAUUUGCACCAUGUCAGUUUCAAUUAUAACUUAUUUAAUUAACUAUUGUUAUAUUAAUUGAUAUUAAAAGAAAAAUGACGCUGAAACAAGUUGUUAGAUCGGAUUCAGAAUGGAGAUUUGCAUUAUGGUUGUUAAGAAGUCCUAUAUGUCUCACGAUACUGUCUCAUCUGAAAUGACAAUGGCUAGGCACGCUACGCCUCGUAUACCCUCGGCACGCCUGAUUGUGCGGUUGUCAAUUGCAGAUAUUAAUUUCUUUGUUGCGAUGUUUCUUAACUUUCGGAAUGUCAGCUUCACGACGCUUUUCCUAAUAAAAACAGGCUGCAAAGAUUUUGUAAAUGCAUUUUGAGAAUUUCAAAAAUGCAAAGGGUGUAUGUUCAACAUGACCUCUGAGUGUCCACACAUGCGAACCGGCAACAGCUCCUUUCAAGGCAAAUCAGCGAAAGGCGCAGUAUAUACCGCAUUAGCGCGUUUCUGUGUAGAUGGGGACCUCCUCGAGUAUUUUGCUGUUCAGGGAUGCGUAAAAAAGUGAACAUAUCGGAUAUGAUGAUCGCAGACUUCGAGCCGCACCGUACCGCCAAUCAGUCGCUGGAUAGCUACUUGUUGCAGGUUUGCAUGAAACUACUGGAUGAUUUCAAGGAAUAGCUCCCAUGCGACCCAGUUGAUUACCAACAUUGUCCCAGUCGUGGAGUAAUCUGCCGAGGUUGCUGGUUGAUCAUUGCACUUCCUUGUUUGAAAAGAGCAGUACACCCUCGCCCGACUGCAGUAAUUCGAAAGAAGAGCAAAAUCUAUCGAUCCAGAAAACAACCGGCUGUGUCGCUAGCGUCACGAGGCUCUGCUAUGUGUCCCCGCUGUCGCUCGCAAUGUACGACAUGGUCAUCCAGUCCAUGGCGGCAUGUCUCCAGCAAACUUAUGGCGAUGUGCUGUAUCAAAGGAUCAUCGAAUGUGCCGGUAUUCCGGUGACUGCCUUCAACACACACGAAGUGUACCCGGAUAAAUAUGUGAGGGCUCUGGUACAGACCGCCGCCGAAGUGUUGGAGGAGAAAAAAGAACCGGAGUAUUAUUUGGAGAUUUUCGGGAGGAUGUUCGUCUUGUAUUGCCAUACAUAUGGACAUGACAAGAUUCUUCGCGUGUCUGGCCGCCAUUUUCGUGAUUUAAUUCGCAACAUGAAUCACCUUCAUCACUGCAUGCGCUAUAGUUAUCCCCGCAUGAUCCAUCCGUCUUUUGUGGUUGUCGCUGAGGAUGUGUCCGGUAUGAUUCUUCAUUACGAGUCGAUACGGCAAGGUUUUGCUCCCUACGUUACCGGUCAGCUGAAAGAACUAGCCACUAACACCAAAUUCUUCAACAAGUCGUAUUUCAAUGUCUGUGUGAUGGAAGAGCGGGAGCUGUUACAGCGGGGAUCCUAUCUGACAGUAAUGCGGUUGGAUUUUCCGAAUAAUGGAUAUGUGGGAUCAAUGACCGGAUACAAUCACCACCUAACACCUCGGUUCCCCGGCCUUAAAUCGCAGACGUUUUUCAAAAUCCUUCCCUAUAGUUUAUUUCUGGAUGAACAGUUGAUCGUUAGGUUGUGUAGCAGCCGGCUGCAACGAUUGUUUGAAGAAAAAGUUGCUGGUCGACCACUGGUAGAGUUCUUCCGGCCAGCCCACCCCACUUUUGAUUUAACUCUUGAAGAGAUUCUACAUUUGCAAGAUGUCGUCAUAGAGCUGGAAUCAGUGCCCACUAUUCGCGUAGAAAAUCCUUACACCAAACAGAAUUUCCGGUCGCCUCAUCGACUCUUGCUCAAAGGACAAUUCAAACAAUUUUCCCCGCAACGCGUGGUAUUCCUGAGCUCGACGCCAACAUUGAACGACCUAUCCGAUGUGGAGCGCAUCGGCUUCUAUUUGAGUGAUCUGCCUCUUCACAGCGGCUCCGCGGAGUUAGCCGCUAGUGGAUGGCAUUCUCAGCAGAUAACGUUCCGUCAUUUUCAGAAAGAAGUUGAAAAUAGUAAACAGCUGGAAGAAUCUCUGAGAAAGCUAGCUGAAUGGCAGCGGAGUGGCGAUUCUCUGCUGAUGUCCAUGAUACCAGAGCACAUAAUCGAAAACAUGACGAACACCGGAAAACAGUAUUUUUGUGAGCCAUAUGACGCCGUCACCAUUAUGUUCGUCCGAUUAUUUGGCUUCAACGUGGUAUGUUCAAAAAUUCCGCCGACAGAAGUGAUCAAAGUCGUGAGUGAAUGCUGGAGUGCGCUGGACACGUUAACUGAUAGCUAUGAUGUGCUGAAAGUGGAGAACCGAGGUGAAGAGUACAUGGUCGCUAGUGGCAUCCCAAACAGACAUGGAAGCCAGCAUGCCAGUGAAACCGCCAGUCUAGCGCUGCAUAUAAUGCAGACGGUUAUGGACAUGGACUUUCCUCGAUUACCCGACCGAAAGAUGCAGAUUAGGAUCGGGAUUAAUUCCGGGCCUGUGGUUGGGGGUGUUGUUGGACUGCACUUGCCUCGAUUCUGCAUAUUUGGUGAUACUGUGAAUACAGCUUCCAGAAUGGAAUCAUCCGGCAUUCCUUUCCGGAUUCAGUGCAGUGAGAGAACUCGAAACUAUCUUGUGACAACCGGGAAUUUUGAAAUGAAGAAGCGUGGGAUAAUGAAAAUCAAAGGAAAAGGUGACAUGAGAGUGUACUGGCUCAUUAGUGAACAUGGAUCGGAUUUCAGUAUUGAAACUGAAGACUAAACAUAAUUUUUUCACUUUUUGUGAUUUUAACGCGAUAUAAAUUUUGCUUGCAACUUGCAGUUUUUGCGUGAAUGGCGCUGCUUACCGAUAAAAAUGCAAA
Paramacrobiotus metropolitanus is the source of this 4149-nucleotide messenger RNA. Its product is annotated as soluble guanylate cyclase 88E-like. Gene Ontology annotation, molecular function: oxygen sensor activity; guanylate cyclase activity; heme binding. Gene Ontology annotation, cellular component: guanylate cyclase complex, soluble. Gene Ontology annotation, biological process: cGMP biosynthetic process; nitric oxide-cGMP-mediated signaling; response to oxygen levels. The transcript is spliced from 18 exons. NCBI's taxonomy places the organism in Eukaryota, Metazoa, Tardigrada, Eutardigrada, Parachela, Macrobiotidae. The coding region runs from base 2211 to 4049 and encodes 612 amino acids. The record is from RefSeq and is a predicted model, not a curated record.